Spinacia oleracea (spinach) is the source of this 7714-nucleotide messenger RNA. RefSeq names its product protein MAINTENANCE OF MERISTEMS-like. NCBI's taxonomy places the organism in Eukaryota, Viridiplantae, Streptophyta, Magnoliopsida, Caryophyllales, Amaranthaceae. The coding region runs from base 5608 to 6678 and encodes 356 amino acids. The record is from RefSeq and is a predicted model, not a curated record. The transcript has 5 exons. Gene Ontology annotation, biological process: meristem maintenance; meristem development.
UAUAGGGUUUUUAUAGGGUAUUUUAUAAAAGCCCAAUAACACUAAAUGAAAAUACUAAGGGUCAAAAAAAAAAUACCCACUUUAGGUUGCCAAAAAAAUCUCAGAAAUUAAAAAUUAAUGCCAGAAAAAAAAAUACCAACGCCUUUUCUUUCUCUUUCCUCCUCCAUACUCGAUUUAUCGAAGGUUUCUCUCUCCUCCAUACUUGAUCUAUCGACUCUCUCCUCCUCCAUACUCGAUCUAUCGAAAGUUUCUCUCUCCUCCUCCAUGCUCUAUCUAUCGAAGGUUUCUCAGGUAUUUACGUUAAAACCCUAGUUUAUUUAGGGGCAAAAUUAAUCAAGUGUGGACUCUGAAAGAGAUUAUUUAAGAUGAUAUUGAACCUAUUGUUAACAUUGAUGUGAUUGUCUAGAAUCUGUUAAGUAGAUAACAACAAUUCCCCUUUCAAAAGUUUGUCAGAAAAUGCAAAAAUUUCAAUUGGGUCUGUCGGAAAUCGGAAAUCGGAAAUUUUCAAAUUUAAACUCGGUAUGUAAGAAAUUUCAAAUUUCAAUUGGAGGUGUCGGGGUGUUUGGUUUAUGUUAAGGUUUGAUUUUGAGUUGUUUAUGAUAUCGCACGUACCUCUCAAAACGAAACAAUAAGAACCGAAGGCCAAGAAAAUUUGUUUAAGAAUCUUCAUGAGUUCAGGUGAUGUAUUGGAUCUGCAGAGUGAUCUCCGGAAUCCGUAUGAAUACAAUGCAACGCUGAGAGAUAAGUUUAUUAGUGCUCAGAUUAGGCUUGCUGAUUUAGAAACACAUACUUCAUUUGCAAAGGGGAAUUGAAAAGCUUAGGAGGGGAUAUGUAUUAUGGCAUUCAGUAUUUAACUUAGUGAUGCAUUUACUACGGAACAUUUAGCAUUUAGUAUUCAAAUGUAUAUUUCCUAUUCAAGUACUUAGCAUAAUUCUUACUUCAUUUCAGAGCGUAGUUAUCAAGCCUGAAACACUCUUUGAGGUUAAUAUAUACAUACAUGAAACACAAGUUAGUUAAACAUUUUUUGUCACAUAGACCAACAACUUGUUGGAGGAGAAGUUACAACUGGUAACUUGUGGUUAUGAUCCUGACCCGCUAUAGACCCUAUUAGCUUUUGGCUAUGACCCUGACUCGACCCUGACCCUUAUGACCCUGACCCGACCCUGACCCGCUAUAGACCCUAUUAGCUUUUGUCUAUGACCCUAACCCGACCCUGACCCUUAUGACCCUGACCCUGACCCGCCCCGCAAAUGACCCGCCCCGACCCGCCCGGACCCGUCCAAUAACCAGGCCUAAUUCCGACCAUUAUUGACUAAACUGCCAAAAAUUAUGCGAACAUAUAAUUAAAUAAUCGCACGAAUUUGCAAUUAAUUACAAAAAAUCGAAAUUAAUCACCCCUUUAAUUCAUUGCAAAUUUAUAAAAUUUAACCAUGUUAACUCAUUAUUAUGGAAUUAAUUAGAGGCUCGUGAUACCACUGUUAGGUUAUGAUACAUAUAAUCAAAUAUAUUUCAUGCGGAAAAACCAUAAAGCUAGGAAUCCAAAUUAAUUGCCACAUAACAAUUAGCAUAAUUUAGGAUGCAUACUCUUUGUAGCGUGCCCUCCCUAGCUGCUCCCGGACCGAACAAGAACAAAUUUAGGACUCCAAGUGUCGUCCCUCCGUAGAUAGUCCACAGCACGUUCGGAUCCGCCUUAUAUUUAAUUAACUAGAAUUGCACCUAAGGUUUUAUGUUUAUUCGAAUUAAUUUGAGGCAAAAUUAACGUUAGUUUUAAUCCUUAAAACUAUGUGAAUACUUGAAAAUAUGUGUUCAUUAAUUGUGAAUGCCAUCACAUAUUUAUAGGGUUGGAAUAAUGGAAUUAGAAGUCUACUAGGUUUCAAGUAAUCUAAUCCUAUUAGAAUUAGACAUUAAUUAAAACUAGUAACUUAAGGAAAUUAAUCUUUUAAAUCUAAUCCUAGUUGAUUAAGGAUUUGAUGCAUGCACGAACUUCAACACACACACGCGCACGGCCCACAAGGAGAGCUGAACAUGCGCGCGCGCGCGGAGAAGCCCAGAGCGCUGCAGCCUCGUUUAGAGAACCGUUUUGAAUUUUUGCACCUCGAAGGAGUCGCCACCAAACUAUAUUUUAAGGUCUCGUUUGGUGAGACCGUAAAUGACUCUAUUUUCGGAUAAGGCUUUGAAUCCUAGAAACGGAUGGGUGAGAUCCGGGCUCGGGAACGUAAAUGCUUAUUCGGCGAGCUUUAGAAAUAUUCAAGUACGUUGGCACAACAUUAUUUCGAAAAUAUACCCUAGAUUAGACUAUGUGGGUUUGAAUUAGAGCAAUUAGAAUUUCUAAUUGUAUGGUGGUCACUAUGCUUUAAAGAUUGAUUUAAAGAACCUAAGGCCGGUUUGUCCAAGAAAUUAUCUUUGUUAAGCGUGAUGUAACCUUUGUAUUUUGUUGUAUUUAGCAUGUGCGGUGAUGAAAGCAAUAACGCAAAUAAAGCAACAUCACAAUACUAAAUAAAGUGCGGAAUUAGUAAAUACAAGACCCCCUAGAAAUGGACUAGGGAGUGGGUCUACAUUGCCUAGAAAUGGACUAGGCAAGUAAAGAUGCGGAAUUGAAAGUGCGGAAUUGAAAUUGCGAUAUUGAAAGUACGGUAUUGAAAGUGCGAUAUUGAAAUUGCGGUGAUGAAAGUGCGAUAUUGAAAGGUGCGAUAUUGAAAUUGAAAUAUUGAAAGGUGCAUAAUUGAAACUUGUACUUGGGAACAUGAGAUCCGAACGCCAAGCGGCUCCUUAAAAAUAAGUGCGCCCGACACGAAUUCAAAGCCAAAAAUCUCGACUUGGGAGAGGUUGCUCAACCCAAAUGUCCUAGAUUUUGCAUAUUAGACUUGAAAUUGAAAGCUUGAGUAUUGAAAUGUUUGAACUUGAAAUGAUUGAAACUUGAACUUGAAAUGAUCCUAGUUUAGAGAGGUAAUUAUGAACAACCCUAAACAUGGUAGGAUCUUGAAAUUUGAAAACAUGAAUUUGUAUAUUGAAAAAUGGAGUCUUGAAUCUCAAAAGACUAAACCUUUAAAUGAUAAAAAGGUGUCACCUUUGAUUACUCCAUACUUGAAGGUGAUUCUAGUUCAAAGAGAUGAAUGCAAGCAACUUUGAACAUCCUUGAAUCUUGAAAGUUUGUAUUUUGUAUUUUGAAAAAGUUUGUAUUUUUGAAAAAAACAUGUAUGAUUGUUGCAAGUGGUGUUAUUUAUGGCAAAAAACACCAACUUGCUAAUCAUUUGAAAUCAAAAUAGCAUGAUUAAUUCAAAUGGGAUUCGGAUUUACCUAGUUAGGUUUAGGCAAGAGCUCCCAAUUGCUUAGAUUUUAGGAAUUUUUGUAUUGAUUUUUGAGGAGUUUUGAGUUGUAUUGAGUGGCGUAAUGUCAAAAUUACGACGUUGUAUUGUUGUGCCCCCCUUUUUUCGAUGGAAAUGAGGGGUAUUUAUAGGAGGAAAUGGUGCAAAACGCCAUCACACGCUAGCGCGUGGCGCCAGGCCAGCGCUGCGCGCUACUGACGUGGCUUGAGUGCCGCCAAAGCAAGGACGGGGAAUCGUCCUUGUUUCGUUUUGUAGUGCUAUACCCAUUGUACGAAUUGUACUAGGUUUGGCGUCUUGUAUUUGCUUGGAGGUUAAGGCAUUGUUUAGCGUAUAAAAACAAGCCUUUCUCGGGUUUUUGAAUUCCGGUUUUACGGGUCGGGGCCCCGCAUGCUCGGUUUUGUGGGUCGGCGCCAGAAUUUAACUUGCCUUAUAUGAUUUGGAGUGGAAAAGGCCUAGUAAAACCAAUGGGAUGGUCCACUAGUUGAGAUUGUAUUAGAUUUUGAAAUUGGAUUUUGGAAUUUGUAUUUUGUACCGAGUUACGGGAGGGGAACGGCCUCGGGGAUUGGAUUUUGGAGAUGUUCUUAGCAAUUGGGAUUUCCGCCUUGAGUUACUCCAAUUACCUAGCAAGGAUAAUGGUAUCGUCAUCAUCCCAAAGGGGAGACACAAAUUAGGUGUCUACAGAAGCCCCCACUUUGACUGAGCGUUCGGUUAGGAAAGAGCAAGUCAAAGUAUUUCGAAAGGGACGGAGAAUGAUCAAUAUGUUCUGCAAUCAAGACCAUUUUUUGUACGCCGGUACCUGCAUAAAACAAGCGUUAGAAAAAAGGAUAGAGUCUACCUCGAUGGGGUGGUGAUGACUCCGGUUUGUACUUGUAUUUUUCCGCCUUCAGUUCAGGACGGAUCUUGGCAUCAAAAAUUUUGAAUCUUGAAUUUUUGAAUCUUGAACUUUUGAAUUUUUAAUUCCCGGAGUUGAUCCGUUGGGGAUGUGAUUUGCUGGGGAUAAGAGCUUUUUACUGGCCCUUAGAUUUUGAAAUUUCGACUGACUUUCCUGGAGCUUGGGUCCGUUGGGAGUUGGACGUCUGAGUCGUUGUAUUUUUUGGACUUUGUAUUCUUGAAAUAUUCAUCUGUUUGUACUUGGAGAUACAGGCGUAUACCCGUAUUUUCGAUAGAUAGUUCGAUGCGACGUUUGAUGCUUGGUGUGGAAGACCGUAGCAGCAAAGGACGUGCAAUCAGCACGGGAGACCGCGCGCGCUACAGAUUCGCGCAUGCAACAGGGCAGCGCAGCGCGCUGGGGCGGUGCUUGGCGCGGGGUUGAGCUUUAAAAUCUCCCCUUGCUGUGCCAUAUUGAGGCACACUUCACUUGAAUUCUUUGCUCUUUUCUCUCUCAAAGGUCGAUUAAGCUCUUCCCUUGGUCUUGUUCUUGCCUUGUCCAUGUAAGUUUUUCAUGUUUUGCUUAUGAAAUAACUCUAGGAUUGCAUGUAGUCUUGAUUUUUCGUACUUUGAAAUGAUGCUUGUAUGCUUAAGCUCCUUGAAUCUUGUAGAAAACUGUUUGAUAGCCACUUGAACUUGAAUUGUUGGAACUUUGUAGAUUUGAAUUUUUUAAUUCUCGAAAUUUUGAAUUUGUAUCUGCUUCGGCAUGGAUAGCCUAGGCGUUGAUGUAGAACUUGUAUACUUGCUUCGGCGUGGGUAGCCUAGGCGUUGGUGUAGAACUUGAAUACCUGCUUCAGCGUGGGUAGCCUAGGCGUUCGUGUAGAACUUGAAUACCUGCUUCAGCGUGGGUAGCCUAAGCGUUGGUGUAGGAAUUUGUAUCUUGAACUAGAGGUCCACUGGGGAUUUUGUUUCGGAUCUUUUGACUUCCUAUAGGCCAGUAUAGGAUAGCCCCCAAUUUAAAAUUUUGACACUUUGUAUGCUACUUGAUUUAGUAUGCCUCGUCACACUCGGAGGAAGCUCGAUGAAUUAUCUGUGGUUCGAGCCGCCGAGGAAGACGCUUCGGAUGAUGAAGCGGCUGCAAUCAAUGCGCCAGGUGGGGGUAUGGUUCCCCGAGAUGCGCCUGCUUUUGUUGGUAUUGGUUGGACUCCUUCCGACCUGGUGUUCCGGCCGGAUUGGCAUUUGUCUCAGCGGCCUCGCGCUGGCAUGGUGAGUCUUGUGCUGUGUUUUCUUUGUAAUUGUAUAGGUCUUGAGCUAACUCGUUCACCGGUAGGCAGCAAGAAAAUCGUUUCGUACUUACUGGUCCUUGGCGGAGGUUCAGAGGGCCUUUAAAGCUCUUUGCGCUGAUGAGGAAGCUAUGAAGAUUUGGUCGCAGAUGGGCCUGGCCGAUUUCUGGCGUACCAUGGGAGGUUCUUGGAAGAGAACGGGGAUAAAAAACCUUUUGUGGGCUUUGUUAGAGCUGUGGUUGGAUACCACUAACACUUUCCACAUGGCAUGGGGGGAGAUCACCAUUACCCCUCUUGAGUUUGCUUUGAUUACAGGUCUUCCUUUUUCUGAGAGGAAUGUGACCUUUGACAUAGAGCUGACGUGGCGCUCGGCCGCUGCUAGGGACUUGCUCGGCCCUGUUGUUGACUUGUCUGAUGAUGAUGUUCAUGCUUCCGUGACGAUGCUUGUGGAUGCCAUCUGCGGUGGGGAUGUGUUCGCAGAGCAGAAGGUUAGGCUCUUCCUCCUAGCCUUGGUGAGUAGAGUGAUGGCCCCGAGUAGGAACAGUCGGGUGCACAUCAAGUUCUUGUCCGCUCUGCGGGACUUGAGAGCUUUUUCGAGCUAUAACUGGGGUGGCUUGGCAUACAGCCACCUUUUGUAUGAGAUGACACGGGCCUCCCAGACUGCACUGGGGAGCGACCCGAGCAUGGCUGCUCUGCGGAGCGUGCUGGAGAUUUGGAUCUAUGAGCACUUUCCGACUUUGGCACCGGAGCGUACUAGAGAUGCGGCUUACCCGUAUGCUGCCUCUUGGAUAGGAGCGGUGCGCGUUGGUGCGUCUCUGGCGGCUUCUCGCAGGGCUUGGAGAGCUCCGUCCGCUGAGAAUGUGGUAUGGCGUCCUUUUGCCAACGCGGUUGUACCUGUCUCGGCUGCUCGUGCCCAUUUCCUAUCUGGGCGGCGGGUUUUGCUUCCAGGGGUGUACCGCCACAUGUGGUAUCUGGGGGAUCGAGUGAUCCUUCAACAUCAUUCAGAGGAUAGGCUUGUCCCAAAGGAUCCACCAGAGUCGAUGCUGGCUCUUGAUGAAGAUCUCGCCCGGCUCUAUGCGGAGGCUAGGGGCGAGGCUGUUUGUCGCUCUUGGAGGGAGUUUGUACACAAGAAGGGUAGCUAUGAUGACUUCCUGAGGAGGCUGGCUCCACCAGUACGCUUCGUACUGCUGGUGAACUUUUGAGCCUUGUAUCUUGUAUUCUUGUAUUCUUGUAUUCUUGUAUUGAUUGCACGAUUGUAUGAUUGUAUGUAAGAGGAGGAGGUUGAUCCUGAGGACAUUCCUCAUGCUGAUAGGAUCCUCCGCUAUGAGAACUCGGACGGGGAAGAGGUGGUGGAGACCAUUCCUUGGGCUUCUCCUCCGCACUGGAAAUCGUAUGAUGUUGUACCAGAGCAUUACGCCCCUGCGCCUCGGGCGAGAGUGCGUCGCUGGAUGCUCUUGCUUGAUUCUUGGAAGAGGCAGUGUGCCAAGCUGACCCGGAAGCUUUCUGGCCGGAAUAGAGAGGAGCGCCGUCGAGACCGUGGAGAUUCCGCUGACAGAGAGCCUCAGGCGGAGACGUCCUCGAGGCAGGAGGGACCGAGCUUGGAGCUGGGAUAGGGGCCCGGUGCUGGUGCUCAUCAGAGGCAUUCUGAAGCUGAGCGGGGAGCUUCCACUUUUGUACAUGUUGAUCCCACCAGGCAUUGGUUUGGAGGUGCUAGCGGUUCACGGCCCUUUGUUCCUCCUUCCGUUUACUACUUCGGAGGAAGUGGUCCUCAGCCUUGGGGUGCAGGUCCAUGGGCUUGCUAUGCGGAGAUGGAGAGGAUGCGUCAUACUCAGAUGUUUUGGUCGUAUCCGUAUAUGCCUAUGCCGCCGCCUUAUCAGUAUUCCUCCCCUCAGCAGGGAGUCCAUCCCUCUACCGGCACACUUCGUAUUUCGGAGGAGGAUCCUAGUACCCUUGGGACGGAGCUGGAUCGGGAGCUGGAGCGCCUUAGGAGGCGUAGCAGGGACAAGGGACCAGUGAUUGAUGUCACCGUUGAUGAUGAUUCAGACUGACCCUGCAUGGUAGCGAGUUCCAGCUUGCCUGGGUUGAUUUUGUAUAGGCUGGAUUGUAUUGUAUUUGUAUGGAUUUGUAUGGUUUGAAACUUGAAUUUUGUAUGGUUGAACUGGUUUUUAACUUUGAAUUGGUUUAAAAUUUUUGGAGAUUGGCUUUGUAUAUUUGGAUGCCUGAAAUUGUAUGCGUUGU